AUGCGAUUUCCUCGCUGGCUGGCGGCGGGCUGCUUCGCUCUCAGUCUGGCCCCGCCCGUUGCCGCUGUCAAGUUGUUACAAUCUCACGCCCUCGUUCCAUGUUCGAAUGAUGGAAUUAUUUCGGUCAACCAUUUCGGUAUCGUCUUCACGCCGGGGAAUAUGAGUGCAACGGUGAGCUUCGACGGCCAGGCGACUUAUGCGGGCAACAUUCGGAUCGAUCUCGAACUCUACGUCUACGGUUACAAAGCCACCACCAAAUCAUUCGAUCCAUGCGUCUUGAAAGUAGAUGCGCUGUGCCCACUCCAAAAGGAUACGGCCCUGAAAAUUGCAAAUGUUCCGCUGGAUCUCUCGAACGUCGACUUGUCCAUCAUUCCGGGUAUUGCAUACUCCGUUCCCGAUCUCGAUGCCGUGGUCCGCCUGGAAAUCAUGGACGCCGACACCGGCGGUAAAGUCACCUGCGUCCAGGCCAGUGUCAACAAUGGGGUGACGGUCGACCAAACGGGUGUGGCUUGGGCCAUGGCCAUUCUAAUAGGGUUAGGACUUCUCGCAACGGUGGUUGUAUCUAUUCUCGGCCACGUCAAUAUCGCAACUCACGUCGCCUUCCGCACCUUGCUCUUCUUGGGCUUUAUGCAGACCCAGGCCAUAUGGGGUAUGACGGCCGUUAACCAGCGCCCGCUGGUACAAUCGUGGACGCAGCUUUGGCAGUGGACGAUGGGCUUGGUUGGGGUUCCGUUCUUGCAGACGAUUUGUACCUGGUUCGUGCGUUCGACGGGCGGUACGCCUUCCCAGAUUCUCACGCACACCGAUGAGUAUUCGGUGAUUAUGCAGAAGCGCUCGUAUAUUCCGGGAUCGCUGAUCGCCCGCGCCACGGAUAUGACGGAGAAUGGUGGGGAGGUCGAGGUGCGAGGGAUUGAGCGCGUGGGUUUCCGUAUCAACAUCGAACCGACCAACAUCUUCAUGACGAGUUAUCUGUUCUUCUACUUUGUCACGGUCGCCUUCCUGCUGGUGAUCUUGUUCCUCAAGCUGGUUGUGCCGAGGUUGGCGAAAAAGUCGAGCAGUGCCAAGCUGGAGCAAGUGAUGGUCGCAUCAUCCGACUGGAAGGACUUUAUGCGCGGCAGUCUGUAUCGACUGGCUUCGAUUGGAUAUCCGCAAAUGUGUGCACUCGGUCUGUGGGAGUUGAUUCACCGAGACUCCGCCGCCGAGAUCGUCCUGGCCAUCUGCAUGUGGCUCACCAUGACUGUCAUCCUCUGCUGGGCAAUCUUCAAGGUCUUCCAGCGCGCCCGGCUAUCACGAACCCUCCGACAAGAUCCCGCCUAUACUCUCUACUCCGAUCCCGUCUGUCUCACCCGCUGGGGCUUUUUGUAUGUCAACUACAAAGCGCAAGCCUACUACUUCAUGGUCCCGCUGUUCCUCUACACCCUCGCCAAGGGCCUCGUCAUCGCCUUUGCACAGUCAAGCCCGCUAGCACAAUCCAUCGUCCUCCUCAUCAUCGAAACACUCUUCCUCGUCGCCACAUGCGUGAUCAGACCAUACAUGAACAGAACCGCCAAUGUAUUCGCCAUCAUCGCCGCCGUCCUCAACUUCCUCAGCGCAAUCUUCUUCCUCUUCUUCACAAACGUCUUCACCACCCCCGAACUCGUCGGCGGUGUCAUGGAAGUCCUAUUCUUCUUCCUCAACGCCCUUUUCAUGCUCGCCCUCCUCGUCUUCUUCCUCAUCGGCUUCUACUACGUUGUCACCCUAAAAGAACCCGCCGAACAAUACACCAGUCUCACCGAUAACCGCUCUUCCACGGUCCUCGUCGAGAACCGCCGUAUCACAGAGCUACAGCCGUUGGAGAAAAACCUCGAGGUCGAAGACGGCCACAUGGCUUCCCGGGGAAAUGUCUGGGAACCUAUAUCUACGCGGUCGCCCUCUGAAGAUGACCUCUCUGAAGCGCCGCAUCGACCAUUUGAUCAUGCCAUUCAGCCGACACUACCUUCCAUCCCGACCAGUGACUCUGACAGCUUACGAUCACGGCGGUACGAUAUACCCCGGCAAGAAGAGCGACUGGUUUAA
This is a messenger RNA of Penicillium daleae, 2055 nucleotides long. RefSeq names its product transient receptor potential ion channel family protein. The record is from RefSeq and is a predicted model, not a curated record. Bases 1 to 2055 code for a protein of 684 amino acids. The transcript has 2 exons. NCBI's taxonomy places the organism in Eukaryota, Fungi, Ascomycota, Eurotiomycetes, Eurotiales, Aspergillaceae. Gene Ontology annotation, biological process: fungal-type cell wall biogenesis; transmembrane transport.